Molecule: messenger RNA, 807 nt
Organism: Prunus dulcis (almond)
Lineage: Eukaryota; Viridiplantae; Streptophyta; Magnoliopsida; Rosales; Rosaceae
Product: dirigent protein 25-like
Exons: 2
Coding region: 1-807 (268 amino acids)
Source: RefSeq, a predicted model, not a curated record
AUGGCAACCCGAAAGUCGAUUCCCUUGCCCCUCAAGCUAAAAAUCUGGCCAGUUACACCUCUUUCCAAUGUUGCUCCUGCUGCAGCUACUAGUGCCACAGUUUCCAAUUCAGAGGCCUACCAUCCAUUAACCUUCUUCUUGCAUGACAUCAUUGGUGGAUCAAACCCCUCAGCCAGGGCAGUCACUGGGAUUGUGACCAAUCCAGCAGUCAAUGGCCAAGUCCCCUUUGCCAAACCCAAUGGAGCAGUUGUCCCAAUUGGGAAUGGCAUUCCUCAGAACAACAACAACAAUGGAAUUAUCAACAACAACAAUGUCCCCUUCUUCACUGGCCUUGGUGGAAACACAGCUAGCAACUUGAUCCAAAACAAUGGGAACCACAACAACAUCAUCAGCGGCAACGGGCUUCCAUACCUAAAUGGGGCUCAGCUCCCUCCAGGCAUAACCCUUCAAAAGCUCAUGUUUGGGACACUCACAGUGUUUGAUGAUGAGCUGACUGAAGGGCAUGAGCUUGGCUCUGGCUUGCUUGGCAAGGCACAAGGGUUCUAUGUGGCAAGUUCUGAAGAUGGCAGCAGCCAGACCAUUGCUUUCACUGCCAUGUUUCAAAGUGGUGGUUAUGCUGACAGCCUCACCUUCUUCGGUGUGCAUCGCGUGGCGGCAUCGGAGUCUCAUCUUGCAGUCAUGGGAGGCACCGGAAAGUAUCUCAAUGCAAAGGGCUAUGCUCUGGUCAAGACCAUUCCUGCUACAAAUCAGCAUAAUACCGAUGGAGUUGACACUGUGCUGCAGUUUACUGCGUAUCUUACUUACUAG